GCGGGGAAAAAAUGGUUGCACCACGUGACUCCCCCAUCUAAAAAAAAUUUCCAAGAUGGCGGAACCCGUCACGGGCUGAGUCCGUCGGUGGCGCGCUCCGCGCCGGGGGGGCCAUCGCCGCGCAGCGUCCUCGCCUCGCCCGCAGCCCAGGUUCCCAUUUUAAAAGCUAUUGGAAGACACUCUGCCACCCUCUUGGAUUACUUCCCAUACGACUCAGCAUGUCACUGUGCCCUGGAUUUUAUAAGGUGGCCAUGAUUUAAUCCCCACUUCCCACUCCUAUGUAUUGGUGAAGCACUGGAGCUCUUUUGAGCUGCUGUUACUCCCGUGGGAACUGAUCUGUCUCCAAUCCCUUCUCCCAAGGACUAGACAUUGCCAGCAAUGAGCUCCCAAAGCCAUCCAGAUGGGCUUUCUGGCAGAGACCAGCCAGUGGAGCUGUUGAAUCCACCUCGAGUGAACCACAUGCCGAGCUCUGUUGACGUGAGCACAGCCCUGCCCUUGCAAGUGGCGCCGAGCUCGGUGCCCAUGGACCUGCGGCUGGACCACCAGUUCUCCAUGCCGGUGACGGAGCCCACGCUGCGGGAGCAGCAGCUGCAGCAGGAGCUGCUGGCCCUCAAGCAGAAGCAGCAGAUCCAGAGGCAGAUCCUGAUCGCAGAGUUCCAGCGGCAGCACGAGCAGCUCUCUCGGCAGCAUGAGGCGCAGCUGCACGAGCACAUCAAGCAGCAGCAGGAGAUGCUGGCCAUGAAGCAUCAGCAGGAGCUGUUGGAGCACCAGAGGAAGUUGGAGCAGCACCGGCAGGAGCAGGAGCUGGAGAAGCAGCACCGAGAACAGAAACUGCAGCAGCUGAAAAACAAAGAGAAAGGGAAAGAGAGUGCAGUGGCAAGCACAGAAGUGAAGAUGAAACUGCAGGAAUUCGUGUUAAACAAGAAGAAGGCUCUGGCCCACCGGAAUCUCAACCACUGCAUAUCCAGCGACCCUCGCUUCUGGUACGGGAAGACCCAGCACAGCUCUCUGGACCAGAGCUCCCCACCCCAAAGCGGCGUCUCCGGCACCUACAACCACCCAGUCCUGGGCAUGUACGAUUCCAAAGACGACUUCCCACUCAGAAAAACAGCCUCUGAGCCCAACCUGAAGCUGCGCUCCAGACUAAAGCAGAAGGUGGCUGAGAGGAGGAGCAGCCCCCUCCUGCGCAGGAAGGACGGGCCCGUGGUGACGGCGCUCAAGAAGCGCCCGCUGGACGUCACAGGUACGGCGGACUCUGCAUGCAACAGUGCUCCUGGAUCUGGUCCCAGCUCUCCGAACAACAGCUCCAACAACAUCAGCACCGAGAAUGGAAUUGCAGGAUCAGUCACGAGUAUCCAGGCAGAGACCAGCCUGGCUCACAGGCUCGUGAACCGCGAGGGCUCCGUGACGCAGCUCCCGCUCUACACCUCGCCCUCCCUGCCCAACAUCACACUAGGACUGCCUGCCACCGGCCCUUCCAGCGCGGGACAAGCGCAGCAGGACGCGGAGAGGCUCGCAAUCCCAGCCUUACAGCAGAGGAUCUCCUUAUUCCCUGGCACUCACCUCACUCCCUACCUGAGCACUACAACGUUGGAGAGGGAUGGGGGAACUGCACACAACCCUCUCCUGCAGCACAUGGUCCUACUGGAACAGCCAACUGCACAAACGCCCCUGGUCACAGACUGGUAUCUUUCAGGACUGCCCCUGCACGCACAGCCCCUGGUGGGUGGAGACAGGGUCUCCCCUUCGAUCCACAAGCUGCGGCAGCACCGCCCGCUCGGGCGCACCCAGUCUGCUCCCCUGCCCCAGAACGCCCAGGCCCUGCAGCAGCUGGUGAUCCAGCAGCAGCACCAGCAGUUCCUGGAGAAACACAAACAGCAGUUCCAGCAGCAGCAGCUGCACAUCAACAAGAUCAUCUCCAAGCCGGCCGAGCCGGCGCGGCAGCACGAGAGCCACCCCGAGGAGACGGAGGAGGAGCUGCGGGAGCACCAGGCGCUGCUGGAGGAGCCCUACGGCGAGCGGGCCGCGGGCCAGAAGGAGCCCGCGGGGCUGGCCAGCGUGGUGCAGGUCAAGCAGGAGCCCAUCGAGAGCGACGAGGAGGAGGCAGAGCCGCAGCAGGAGCUGGAGCCCGGGCAGAGGCAGGCGGAGCAGGAGCUGCUCUUCCGCCAGCAAGCCCUGCUCCUGGAGCAGCAGCGGAUUCACCAGCUGAGGAACUACCAGGCGUCGCUGGAGGCGGCUGGCAUGCCCGUGUCCUUCGGGGGACACCGGCCCCUGUCCCGGGCACAGUCCUCCCCUGCCUCAGCCACCUUCCCCAUGUCCGUGCAGGAGCCACCCACUAAGCCAAGGUUCACAACAGGCCUUGUGUACGACACCUUGAUGCUGAAGCACCAGUGCACCUGUGGAAACACCAACAGCCACCCUGAGCACGCAGGCAGGAUCCAGAGCAUCUGGUCCAGGCUUCAGGAGACGGGGCUGCGGGGCAAGUGUGAGUGCAUCCGUGGCAGAAAGGCGACGCUGGAGGAGCUGCAGACGGUUCACUCGGAAGCCCACACACUGCUCUACGGCACAAACCCUCUGAACAGGCAGAAACUGGACAGCAAGAAGCUUCUAGGUUCCCUAACGUCGAUGUUUGUCAGGCUGCCUUGCGGUGGUGUCGGGGUCGACAGUGACACAAUUUGGAACGAGGUGCACUCGUCGGGCGCCGCUCGCCUGGCCGUGGGCUGUGUCAUCGAGCUGGUGUUCAAAGUGGCCACAGGAGAGCUGAAGAAUGGAUUUGCUGUUGUCCGGCCCCCGGGUCACCACGCAGAGGAGAGCACACCCAUGGGUUUCUGCUAUUUUAACUCUGUGGCAAUUGCAGCCAAGCUGCUCCAGCAAAGGCUCAACGUGAGCAAAAUCCUCAUUGUGGACUGGGAUGUCCACCAUGGGAAUGGUACUCAGCAGGCCUUCUACAACGACCCCAAUGUCCUUUACAUCUCACUCCAUCGCUAUGAUGAUGGCAACUUCUUCCCAGGCAGCGGCGCUCCAGAUGAGGUUGGCACAGGAGCAGGAGUUGGUUUCAAUGUUAACAUGGCAUUUACUGGUGGUCUGGAUCCGCCCAUGGGAGACACGGAAUAUUUAACUGCCUUCAGGACAGUAGUGAUGCCCAUUGCCAACGAGUUUGCCCCAGAUGUUGUGCUGGUGUCAUCUGGUUUCGAUGCUGUGGAAGGGCACCCCACACCCCUGGGAGGAUAUAAUCUGUCAGCAAAAUGCUUCGGGUACCUGACGAAGCAGCUGAUGGGCCUGGCCGGGGGCCGCGUCGUGCUGGCCCUCGAGGGUGGCCACGACCUCACGGCCAUCUGCGACGCCUCGGAGGCUUGUGUGUCUGCCCUGCUGGGAAACGAGCUUGACCCUCUUCCAGAGAAGGUUUUCCAGCAGAGAGCAAAUGCUAACGCGGUGCAUUCCAUGGAGAAGGUCAUCGAGAUCCACAGCAAGUACUGGCAUUCCCUGCAGCGUUUUGCCUCCACGGUGGGAUAUUCCCUGGUGGAGGCCCAGAAGUGUGAGAACGAGGAGGCAGAGACAGUGACGGCCAUGGCAUCGCUGUCGGUGGGUGUGAAGCCGGCGGAGAAGAGACCUGAGGACGAACCCAUGGAAGAGGAGCCUCCCCUGUAGCACCCACCUUCGAGCUGGAGUUCUCCUGUCUGUUCGUCUUCGUCUUGAAGCUCUGCCAAGAAGCUUUCUCUUGUUACUCCUGCGUCCUGUCACGGUUAUUUCCCGAACACGGAAGGACAGCCAGGUGUAAAGCAAAGCAAGCGACACAAAAAACAAAUCUCUCUGCAUCUUUGAGUCUCUUUUUGCUGACAAAAACGCUGGUGAAGAGCAGCAAAGGACUGACGCGUUGGGCACUCUUCCUCUGGUCCUCACUGGGAGCAGAAAGAGGAACGAUGCCUGGGAAGUCUUUGGCAGAAUUGCCAAACAAAAACGAAACGCGAGAAUGAUAAAGAAAUCAAAGAUUCAACAACACAAAUCAAACAAACCUUAACAUAAAACUGGUGCUUACAAAGUUGAUUACCCACAACUGAGCAAUCUCCGCUUGAACCACUCAACCCAUUGUGUACUUUCAUUUCUUGGAUAUUUGGAAAUGGCUUUUGCCUGCCUGUGAGUCAGCAGCAGCUCUUGUCGGAACUGGAACGUUGGGAGAUGAUGGUGAAUUUUUAACGGGGAGGGACAGGGAAUGAGGGACUCAUCUGACACCUAAAGCAAAGGGAAGCAGAAGGGGGGAACGGUAGCCCAGAUGGAGUCGGCUUUAUUGUCUCCAAAGCCAUCUGAAGAUGAGUUUGUGCCUUUUUUUUUAAUUGAUGGAUUUGGUGCAGCUGGAUUUUCUGAAGUUUGAGGAACAAUGCCUUAAGUAAAAAUUAAUUAAAAAAAACAAAACACACAUGAAAAAAAAAAAAAAGAAAAAGAAAAAAAAAAUAACACAGCAGUUCCUGAAUAUUUUUCCUCUGGUUGGGAAAGCCAAGGACUGCCAUCAGGAAGGAAGACUUUUUGGCUUGUGCUGGCAUGAUGGUGGGAAGCAGGCAUCAGCUGAACAGAGCGUCUCCAAAAACUGUCGACAAGUUUGGAUUUGUUUUGUUUUCUUUCAUUGCUGUUUCAGAGAAAAGGAAAAAAGAAAAAAAAAAUUAAGGUAGUUGCCAAAAAAGUGGCAAAUACUGUUGGGUCUUUGAAAUUCAACCAUUUUUAACAACCAAUUUUCAAAUGUUUUCUCUCUCUUCUACAUUAUCUAGCAAUUGAACUUACCAAUUUGGUUGUUGAAGCAUGUAUUAGACACAAAUGCAGGUUUUAAGACUGGAAUGCUUUUUAUUAAAAGCAACUAGCAUGAGAUAUUGCUUAAAUUGUUAGGUAUAAAUAUAUAUAUGUGUAUAAUGUAUAUUCCAAAUGUAUUCCAAGCUUAGAAACCGGAUUCCUAUGAAUUAUUGAGAAGAAUAUUUAUGAUGCAUUUAUAGAAAAAAGAAAACAAAUAUAUGUAAUAAAUGCAUACUCUAACAGUAGCCAUUGGAAGCUCCCUAGGGACAGAUUUGGGAAUUGGAACGUCAAAGGUGCUUUUGGAAAAGGAUCUAGGUUGAAACUCGAGGACUUGUCAGGUGACAGGUUGGGAAGUUUUUCAGAAAGCCAACACUUUAGCCACUGGGCAACUACCCUAAACAUUUGUAUUUUAAUUUAAGGUUUUUAGUUGUGAUCCUUUUCUAACAAACAUGAGAAAAAAAAGUUUUUUAUAGCAAAGACGCUGAAUUUGCUGUUAAUUUUUAUAUGGAUAUUUCCCAAAACCCUCCAGAAGCCUUGUUUGUGUGACUCUGACAUUUCUUUUCCAUUUGGCAGGUUUCCUUUCUGAACGGCAAUAGCAUCUAAACCUUUCUUCCUCCCUCUUUUCUUGCUUUAUGAUACAUGGAUUUUCCUUUUAUUUUCUUAUUUUAAUUUUUUUUUUCUCUGUAUUGUUUUCUCUCCUUUUCCUCAACUCUUUUGUACAGUGAGCAGCUUUCUGCAGGUGUAAGGAACUGUGGGCAGACCAACAGAGGUUGUUUUUUUCCGGGAAAGGGCGCAUUUUACCGAGGAGGAGGAGGAUGAGGGACCGCCAUGGGCUCCUUUGUUGUACUGAUUCCGCCAACUGUAUAUUUCCUCAGCUCUCUUGUAGUAGCUCUGUAAAGAAAAUAAGGAAUUUUCUUACCUGGUAGUGUUCAGUGGGCGAUGCCUUUGUCCUGCCCGCGGCUCCUGGCGCUGCCUGCCCUCGGGAAGGCUCCUUGGAUACUCCAGGACCGCCGGUGUUUUCUCUCUGCCGGACAUGCCCGCAAACUCCCCGGCUCCUCUCUCCCUCUUUUUCUCCCCUCUUCUUCUUCUUCCUGAUGCUGGGAGGGGUUUUGGAGGCUUUUUUUUUUUUGCCCCCCCCCACCCCAGGAGGUCAUUGCCUCCCGGGAAUGCCGGGUGGGAGAGGCUGCGAGCCCCAUCACAGAGCGUGGAGUGUCUUCGGGAGACAGCGCUCCCUGCGUGCCUUCCUCCAUAGGAAGCAUAGGACAGCACAUCCCUCUUCCCAGCACAGCUUCUCCUUAACCACCCUUCCUUCAUUUAUCCUGCUCCCAUGGUGACUGGUGGGGUUGCUUCCAGUAACUUCUCUUCUUUCCAGUUCUCGAAGCAGCCGCUUUCGUUCCGUUCAGGACUCACUCGUGGGAGGAAUCGGGAGCAUGACCCCAUGCUGGAGGCUUUUGUUUCCUUCCUCAAUUUCUAGCACAGUUUCAGAACCAGACACUACAGUAUUUGAGUUGUGCAAACCCAAGUACGUCCUAAAACCCCAAAAAGCUCCAGUGGCAAGGCCUGUCCUCGGCAUAUCCUAAAAAUCCCCCCGUGUGAGAGCACCACAUACCCGGGGAUGUUGUGGUUUGGGUUUUCUUCCCUCUGACCACGCUGCUGCUGUGAUCUCAAAUCCAUCCGACUGCCGAAUUUGGUGACAGAUGUGAGGUUUUGCUCCCUGUGCCAUGGGCAGUGCCUGUGUUUACACCUCCCUUUGUGUUGUCAGCUCUUCCCCGGAAGGUUUUUGACAUUUCUGCUCCCGGUUGUGGCAAAGCUUUUUCCUUCCUUUUUGCUCUCCCGGGAGCUGCCGGCUGACUGUGCUGAGCCGGUUCCUUUGGAAAAUCUGGAGGAGCAUGUUGGGAUGACACCUUCCUUCCUUCCUUCCUUCCUUUCCCUCAGCUUUUUGCCGGGAUGGGAAGAUUUUUCCCAAGAUGACAGAGCUCGUCUCCUCCAUACUCCCGGCAAUGUGGAUUUGUUUCGCAGCAUCCCCCUUUUCCCUGGGAACGCUCUUCCCUGGGCUGUGACCUUCCCUGGGGAUGCUCUUCCCCGGGGAUGCUUUCCAGGGCCAGUGCAGGCACGGAGGGAAAGGAGGGAGCCCUCGUUUUGAGGCUCUCCAGGGGGAUUUUUCACCUUUUUGAGCCAUUAAGCUUUCCAUUUCAGAUGACUUUGCCACAGGGGCGGCCGUGCCAGCGGGGUGGGAGCCCGGGAUGCUCCCACAUCCCGGCAUGUGCUGCCCAGGGCAUCCUUUAUACCUGCUUGGGAAGAAAAGCAACAUCUUUCAAUCCUCUUUACAGUGAAGUGAGGCCCAGUUUGCAGUACACAAGUAACCAUUGGGGGUUUUUUGGUUGGUGGUUUUUUUUUGUUUGGUUGGUUGUUUUUUUUGUUGGGAUUUUUUUUUACUUUCGAUACAAAACAUUCCUUUUUUUAUUAGUCACGGUCAUGUACUCAUUCCAUUCUUCCUUUUGUAAACUUUUUUGGGCCCAUGUUCUUUUACGGGCAUUGAUAUAUAUAAAUAUAUAUAUAAAUAUAUAUGAAUAUAUUUUUUUAAGUUUCCUACACCUUGAGGUUGCAUGGUCUGUAAGGUUGGCAUGUCUUUAUAUUGUAUACAGAUUUUGCACGCCAAACUUGGCAGCUUUGAAAACGAUAAUGAGAAAAAGAAAACAAAAACAACAAAAAAAAAAAAAGAGGUGGUUUGGGGUUUCUUUGGGUUGGUUUUUGUUUUGGUUUGGUUUUAUAUUGUUUUGUUUUUUUUUUUUCUCUCGUGGCAUUUGUGGAGACUAAAGGUUGGGAUGUUGUUGUCACACACACUCACUCACCCACACAGCUACACACCAAGGAAGAAGAGUGGGAAUUCUUUUUUUAUUUUUUUUGGAGUCUUACUGAACUUAAUAAGAAGAAAUUGUGCUUUUUAUUGUUAAAAAGAGUAAAUAAAUAAAAAAACAAAAAGGACUACUUAAACAUUUCUCAUUUUAAGAAGAAAAGAAAAAACUAAGAUGUUUAUCUAGCACUUGUGACUUACCAAUAAUAGAGUUUAUUGUAUUUAUGUGGAAACAGUGUUUUUAGGGAAACUACGCCGAACACACCAAGUAAACUGCCUGUGUCAUUAUUAUUAUUGUUAUUAUUAUUAUUUUCCUUUGGGUUGGUGUUUUUGCUUUGAUUUCUCGGCUGGGUGGGGAGGUUGGAUGCAACCCUUGUGUCAACACACAGAGUCAUUCAUUCCGAGGAGCCGGACAGAUGGAUGGAUGGAUGAGGAGGACUUUAAAGAGUUAACUCUUCAGCACAGCUGCGUUAACUUUUUUAAGAAAUUACUUUUACAUGAUGUAUUUUUGCUCGGUUUCACUUUAAGCAGUCGUGUACUGUGCAACACUGUGGUUUAAAAACGAGACUUUACAGCAAGAGGCAAAACGUGUUUCUUCAUUGUCAUGAAGUUGGGCUCGUUCUCAGCUCAUCUUCAUUUUGUCUUUGAUAUUGAUGAUGAAAAAGAAAAAAAAAGUAUCCUAUUGAAAGAAAAUAAAUUAACACUUUUUCUGUGCUCCAUAGUGGAGGCGCUAUUUUCCAAUUUAUGAGGAUGACAAACUUAUAUAUAUAAUAUAUAUAUAAAAGUGGGGGUGGGGAGGGGGGGAAGGGGUUGAAACAUUAUUCACCCGAGAGCUUAUUACAGAUAUGUAGUAUCAAAAAGUUGUAACGAUAUUAUAUUCUACUUUAUACCUAUACAUGCUCAGUAUGACGUCACCAUUGGUAGCAGCUACCGGUUUACGCUGUAAUUUAGACACAAUUUCACUCUUCUUGUAUGGACCCUACUUUCAGUGAUGGUAGCAUUCUUUGUGCUCGACUUUCCGACGGUCCUUUCUUUUAAACUGGUGGAGUUGGAUUGUUUUUCUCAUUCUUGUUUUUUCUUUCUUUGUUUUUAUUUUAUUUUUAUUUCAUUUUUCUCUUUUCUCUUUAUUUUGUUUGGGGUUUUUUUGUUUGGUUGGUUUUUUCUUUCUUUUUUUUUUUUUUUUACUGGCCAAUGGUGUCUUUCUCUGACAGUACCGACUUCAAUUUCAACUUUAUUAGGAGUCCAGUAUUUUGUACCACAUUAUGACAACUUGUUAUUCUUGUGGUGUAAAUAAAAGAAAAAAGUUAAUUAUAGUAC
This is a messenger RNA of Passer montanus (Eurasian tree sparrow), 8950 nucleotides long. It is a transcript of the gene HDAC4, whose product is annotated as histone deacetylase 4. The record is from RefSeq and is a predicted model, not a curated record. Gene Ontology annotation, cellular component: histone deacetylase complex. The coding region runs from base 379 to 3648 and encodes 1089 amino acids. Gene Ontology annotation, molecular function: histone deacetylase activity. The transcript is spliced from 27 exons. Gene Ontology annotation, biological process: chromatin organization; negative regulation of transcription by RNA polymerase II. Lineage: Eukaryota; Metazoa; Chordata; Aves; Passeriformes; Passeridae.